This is a messenger RNA of Gopherus flavomarginatus (Mexican gopher tortoise), 1799 nucleotides long. RefSeq names its product poly(ADP-ribose) polymerase family member 16 (gene PARP16). Gene Ontology annotation, biological process: endoplasmic reticulum unfolded protein response. NCBI's taxonomy places the organism in Eukaryota, Metazoa, Chordata, Testudines, Testudinidae. Gene Ontology annotation, molecular function: kinase binding; protein serine/threonine kinase activator activity; NAD+ poly-ADP-ribosyltransferase activity. The transcript has 6 exons. The coding region runs from base 139 to 1125 and encodes 328 amino acids. Gene Ontology annotation, cellular component: endoplasmic reticulum tubular network; intracellular anatomical structure; nuclear envelope. The record is from RefSeq and is a predicted model, not a curated record.
ACAGGAGGGGGAGGUGCUGCAGACAGCUGGGGGUGGCAGAUUGGUCCCUCCAGCACCCCUAGGUUGAGGGUUAGUGAAGGGCUUUAACCUCUGCUGAGCUGCUGCCCCGUGUGUUUCCUGGCCAGACCCCUGGUGGGAAUGCUGCCCAGCGAUGCUGCCCUCAGGGAGAAGAUCAAGGAGGCCACCCGCAGGGACAUCUUGGCUGCGGAUCUGAAGUGCAGCCUCUUUGUCUCCGCUUUGCAGAGCUACAAGCGUGAUUCCGUCCUGAGACCCUUUCCAGGCCUCUAUGCUAACGAGGAGAGCAAGGAUUUUGAUGCAUUGCUUGCAGAUACAAAUGCUUUGCCAAGCUUAAAAGAACUUCCAGAAUCUAUUACAGACACAGAUAAAAGGACCUGGGAUCUGUUUAGCUGGAUUUUAUCAUCUAAAUUCUUAACUAUACAAAGUACUAAGAAAAAGGAGUAUGAGAAGAUCCAAGAGUUGACAGGAAUGUCAAGUGAUGCUGUUCCUGCUCCUGACUUCCUGUUUGAAAUAGUGUAUUGUGAUCAGAUGAAUGCCAAAUUUGAUGAAGCCAGGGGAGAAAGGAACCUUAUUUAUGCAUUCCAUGGGAGUCGCCUUGAGAACUUCCAUUCCAUACUGCACAAUGGAUUACAUUGCCAUUUAAAUAGGACAUCCUUGUUUGGCGAAGGUACCUACCUUACCAGUGAUCUAAGCCUUGCUCUUCUAUAUAGCCCUCAUGGCCUUGGGUGGCAACGCAGUGUUUUGGGCCCUGUCCUUAGUUGUGUAGCUGUUUGUGAGAUUAUCGAUCAUCCAGAUGUAAAAUGCCAGGUGAAGAAGAAAGAUUCAGAAGAAAUAGACAGGAAAAGAGCAAGAGUAAAAAACAGUGAAGGGGGCGACGUUCCACAGAAAUACUUCGUUGUCACAAACAAUCAGCUUUUGCGAGUUAAAUACUUAUUAGUAUAUUCACAGAAACAACACAGGAGGCCUUCGAGUCAGUCAUCUUGGUUUUCCAAUCAUCGUUUUGCUAUAAUGAUGAUGAUGUAUCUACUACUGCUAAUCGUUAUAGGUGCCAGCAACUCACCGGCCUUCCUCUACUACUGGAAUAGAAUGUUUGACUCAGAAGGAUGAACAGGCUGCUUUAUAUGCUGUUACGUUCACCAUGUGCCUUAAUGAUAGGAGAUCUACAACCUACUGCAUCUGUACCAGCGCUCUGGAAAUGGGGUCUUGAGCAUUUGGUUAUAUUCCAGUUGCAUUUCCUUCAUGGCCCACUUUCCGUUUUUUCUUGUUUAAGUUGUUUUGUUUCUUUGAGUAAUGAUAGGCUGAAAAGGGAGCUGCCAGUCUUGCACUAGGGACGCUGAAGUAGAAUGUGAACAGUUCUCUACAGACGUGUUUUAGUCAAUGGUCCAAGAAAAAGCUUUAUUUAAAAUUAAUGAAAACUUUAAUGUGGAAACUAUCGGGCCGUAGCUGCUGGCUUGAUGUGGGUUCCAUCAUACACAGGGUUUACAAUUUGGUUAAGUUUCUCUCCGCACCCCUGUAUCGGGGAUGUUUAUUCUCUGCCAGAUUAAAAAAAGCAAUAUUUAUUUAUAACGCUAUUGGAAGGGAGGAAUUCUCUUUACCUCACACAAAGGUAAACCUGCAGUAGGUUUUAUUGCCUUGACUUGAGAAACCCUGCGUGUCUUUACUGAAGUGCUGUUUCUCAUAUGAUAAAGCAGGAUCAUCUUAAUUACAAUUUUUGACGGGAUUAUAUUUGGGCACAGUGAUUGUAACAAAACAUUAUAAAUAAAACAGUAACCAAGUUGGAA